Fusarium proliferatum ET1 is the source of this 540-nucleotide messenger RNA. RefSeq lists its product as uncharacterized. NCBI's taxonomy places the organism in Eukaryota, Fungi, Ascomycota, Sordariomycetes, Hypocreales, Nectriaceae. The coding region runs from base 1 to 540 and encodes 179 amino acids. The record is from RefSeq and is a predicted model, not a curated record. The transcript has 2 exons.
AUGAAGAAAGUCAAGAUUUCUCUCCAACAAACUCCCAACAAGACAUCAUCAUCACUCAUCUUAACACUACGAACCAUCAACAGCAUUCAGCAGCAUUCAUCACUUGUCCCGACUAUGGCUGAAAGUGAUUCUGAUUAUUCUGAUUCUGGCCUUCCAAGUCUGAAACCGUUUCUGAUUCCGGGAUUUGAUUACAGCAGCACACAGAGAAAUCACGUCACGCAGACCUCGACACCCCACGAUCCCAAUGUCCCCGUCGAGGCGCCUAUCGAGAAUGCACCUGAUACUGAGUCUUCACAGCCAGAGAGUUCAAACGCCCAGAACACUGGAAGUGACCCAGCAAACCCCUAUACGGAUGCCCCAACCGAGGAGGAUCUUGUCAGUUCAGAAACAAACUUCGACACGGAAACCUCAGUAGACCCCGACCACAACGGCCCCGUCGAGGAGCCUGUCGAGUGUUCACUUGAUCCUGGACCGUCACAGGCGAAGAUCUCGGAGGCCCAGAGCACCGGAAGUGACCAGGAGAAGAAAUGGGCUGUGUGA